AUGGUUUCUAGUUUUAGAGUUUCUGAGCUACAAGUGUUACUAGGCUUUGCUGGACGGAAUAAAAGUGGACGAAAGCAUGACCUCCUGAUGAGGGCGCUGCAUUUAUUGAAGAGUGGCUGCAGCCCUGCGGUUCAGAUUAAAAUCCGAGAACUGUACAGACGCCGAUAUCCACGGACUCUGGAAGGACUUUCGGACUUAUCUGCAAUAAAAUCAUCGGUUUUCAAUUUAGAUGGUAGCUCGUCACCUGUAGAACCGGACUUGGCUGUGACUGGAAUACGUGCAUUGCCUUCCUCUUCAGUUACCCCCCACUCGCCAUCCUCCCCUGUUGGUUCAGUGCUGCUCCAAGAUACCAAGCCGACGUUUGAAAUGCAGCAGCCAUCUCCUCCCAUCCCUCCUGUCCAUCCUGAUGUGCAGUUAAAAAACCUGCCUUUUUAUGAUGUCCUUGAUGUGCUCAUCAAGCCCACAAGUUUAGUUCAAAGCAGUAUUCAGCGAUUUCAGGAGAAGUUUUUUAUUUUUGCUCUGACCCCUCAACAAGUUAGAGAGAUAUGCAUUUCCAGGGAUUUUUUGCCAGGCGGAAGGAGAGAUUAUACAGUCCAAGUUCAGCUUAGACUUUGCCUGGCAGAGACAAGCUGUCCACAAGAAGAUAACUAUCCCAGUAGUCUGUGUAUAAAAGUAAAUGGGAAGUUGUUUCCUUUGCCUGGCUAUGCACCACCACCUAAAAAUGGGAUUGAACAGAAGCGCCCAGGACGUCCCUUGAACAUUACAUCUUUAGUUAGGUUAUCCUCUGCUGUGCCAAACCAGAUUUCCAUUUCGUGGGCGUUAGAAAUUGGAAAGAAUUACUCCAUGUCUGUCUAUCUUGUACGACAGCUCACAUCAGCCAUGCUGUUACAGAGGUUAAAAAUGAAAGGUAUUAGAAAUCCUGAUCAUUCCAGAGCACUAAUUAAAGAAAAACUUACUGCAGAUCCUGAUAGUGAAAUUGCUACAACUAGUCUUCGAGUAUCCUUGAUGUGUCCUUUAGGAAAAAUGAGACUGACAAUCCCAUGCCGUGCAGUGACUUGUACACAUCUGCAGUGUUUUGAUGCAGCUCUCUAUCUGCAAAUGAAUGAGAAGAAGCCCACCUGGAUUUGUCCUGUGUGUGACAAAAAGGCUGCCUAUGAAAGUCUAAUAUUAGAUGGGCUUUUUAUGGAAAUUCUCAAUGACUGCUCUGAUGUGGAUGAAAUAAAAUUUCAAGAAGAUGGUUCUUGGUGUCCAAUGAGGCCAAAGAAAGAAGCUAUGAAAGUAUCCAGCCAACCAUGUACAAAAAUAGAAAAAACGUCAAGUGUUCUCACUAAGCCUUGUUCAGUGACUGUAGCCAACGAUGUGAGCAAAAAGAAAGUGGAUGUUAUUGACCUCACAGUAGAAAGCUCUUCUGAUGAGGAAGAACCGCCCGCCAAAAGGAAAUGCAUCUUCAUGUCAGAAGCGCAGAGCAGCCCAACCAAAGGGGUUCUCAUGUAUCAGCCAUCUUCUGUAAGGGUGCCCAGUGUGACUUCGGUUGAACCGGCUGGUAUUCCGCCAUCAUUAACAGACUACUCAGUACCAUUCCACCACACGCCAAUAUCAAGUAUGUCAUCAGAUUUGCCAGGUUUGGAUUUUCUUUCCCUUAUUCCAGUUGAUCCCCAGUACUGUCCUCCUAUGUUUUUGGAUAGUCUCACCUCACCCCUAACAGCAAGCAGUGCGUCUGUCACCACCAGCAGCCCCCAUGAAAGCAGUGCUCAUGUUAGUUCAACCAGCAGCAGGAGUGAGACAAGGGUCAUAACCAGCAGUGGAAGUAACAUUCCUGACAUCAUCUCAUUGGACUAA
Elephantulus edwardii (Cape elephant shrew) is the source of this 1839-nucleotide messenger RNA. RefSeq names its product protein inhibitor of activated STAT, 2 (gene PIAS2). The coding region runs from base 1 to 1839 and encodes 612 amino acids. Gene Ontology annotation, molecular function: SUMO ligase activity; transcription coregulator activity; zinc ion binding. Gene Ontology annotation, biological process: regulation of transcription by RNA polymerase II; protein sumoylation. The record is from RefSeq and is a predicted model, not a curated record. The transcript has 13 exons. Lineage: Eukaryota; Metazoa; Chordata; Mammalia; Macroscelidea; Macroscelididae.